This is a messenger RNA of Tachysurus vachellii, 1793 nucleotides long. RefSeq names its product dolichyldiphosphatase 1 (gene dolpp1). NCBI's taxonomy places the organism in Eukaryota, Metazoa, Chordata, Actinopteri, Siluriformes, Bagridae. Bases 92 to 808 code for a protein of 238 amino acids. Gene Ontology annotation, cellular component: endoplasmic reticulum membrane; intracellular membrane-bounded organelle. The record is from RefSeq and is a predicted model, not a curated record. The transcript is spliced from 8 exons. Gene Ontology annotation, biological process: lipid biosynthetic process; protein N-linked glycosylation. Gene Ontology annotation, molecular function: dolichyldiphosphatase activity.
UAAGGCGGCGCGCGGUAAACGCUGGUUGGCUGAGAACGCACAGGCGUUCCAUGCUGAUUGGUCGAUUCUUGAUGCCCGGUGUCCGGGUAAGAUGGCGGCGGAAGAGCAGUGCUCGGUACCACCUCGAUGGCAGUCGAUAUCUUUAACGCACGUAGAGUAUCCAGCUGGUGAUCUGGCAGGGCAGAUCCUGGCAUACGCCAGUCUUCUGCCGAUGGCAAUCCUGGUUGGCUUUGUCACGCUCAUUGUCUUCAAGAGAGAGCUCCACACGAUUUCGUUUUUUGCCGGUUUGGUGAUGAACGAAGGGCUGAACUGGUUGCUGAAACACAUCCUACAGGAGCCCCGCCCAUGUGGAGGAGGCCACAGCACAGUAACCACAGAGUACGGCAUGCCGUCCAGCCACUCGCAGUUCAUCUGGUUCUUUGUCGUUUACUUUUUCCUCUUUCUUUAUUUAAGAAUGCAUCAGACAAACAACGCCAGAUGUGUGGAGCUGUUAUGGAGACACGUGCUGUCAAUCAUUCUAUUGGGCGUGGCUUUGUCCGUGUCAUACAGCAGAGUUUACCUUCUCUACCACACCUGGAGUCAGGUGAUAUAUGGGGGCGUAGCUGGAAUGGUGGUCGGCGUGGUCUGGUUUUUCAUAACACAGGAGGUGCUGACGCCGAUCUUUCCCAAGAUAGCAGCCUGGCCCAUAUCAGAGUUUUUCCUGGUGAGGGAUACAAGUCUUAUUCCCAAUAUUCUGUGGUUUGAGUACACGGUCACCAGAUCAGAAGCCAGAAACAGACAACGAAAGCUGGGAACAAAACUCCAGUGAUCUGCACUCUCCGCUGGUUCAAACUGACAAAAAAGGACCACAAACACAUACACACACACAAACGCACACACACUCACUCUCUCACUCAUACACACACUCCUACAUUCUAACACACUGGAGACCGAACGUCUGGACUGUCCGGGUUGAGGCUUUCCGUUUUCAUGCGGACCAAAAACGAGAUUUCAGUCGAGAGGUCAAAGGGGCAGGGCCUGUGUAGGGGAUCAACCCUCUCCUCUCGUCAUCUCUUUCCGGUGCAUGCUGACCGUGCAAGAGGCAAAGCUAUUUAACAAGAAACGUAAUAUAUACUUUAACCAUUAAUGCACGAGGGUACCUGGUUUAAAAUGGGAGUGAGAGAGAAAGAUAGAGAAGAUUCUUUAGUGACGUAUAGCUGGUUUUUGUUACAGCAUGACAUUUUCUUUUAGAAACCGUGUAAGGGGGACUUGUUUGGGUGGGGUAUUUGUAGCAGAAAAGGAGUGAAAGAGGGAAAGUACUUUUUCAUAGUUUCCAUACUCUGGUAAUAUGUAAUAUCAAGUAAAAUAAUUUGCACUUUGUGACUCAGUAUGGAAAAAAAACAUUUUAAUUAUACUUAACACUAGUUACAUAAGAACAAAUGCUUUAAAUUGCUCCAUUUUUUUUUGUCUAUUCAAGAAAAGGCUACAUUCCAAAUUUAGAUUUUUAUUGAUAUGUAAUUCCCAUGCAGAUCACUUAUUUGUCAAAAUGAUUAGUCCAGUUUCACACUAACUGCUCUGAUUGGCCAGAAAGCUUUGGUUGCAUUUGCUUUCAGCAGCAUUUUUGUUUGCUCUACAUUAGUAAAAUAUACUGGAGGUGACCAUAAGCCGACGAGCCGAAGCAGGUGCGUUCGAGUUCAGGGGUCCUGAUCUGCUUCAUCUUUUUAUGCCCCAUAUGUUUAAAAGGUACUUUUAUUGUUGUUGUUGGGAAUUUUCCCUCUGAAAGUAAUAUUAAUAAAAGUUUACCUGACCAUUUA